UCGAAUGCAUUGUUAGUUCAGAUCUUGAGAUCUGCUGUCACAGAUACUUAAAGUGAAUUUACAAUCAGUAGUUAAAAACGCUGAUAAUUUGCAAUCACGUAACAUCAAGAGUGAUUUUGUGAACUAUAUUUAUUUUAUUGUGAACACUUUGUGAUUUAGUUAAAAUUUGCAUUCAGUUGGAAGAAGUUACUAAAAUUAAAAAUUGAAAUCAUGGAGAAAAAUGGUCUUGAGAUUCCCGAACAUUUGUCGAUGGAGUUUUUUCAAAAAGCCAUCCAAACGGGGUUUGAACUUUCCAAUGUUCGUGUCGACAGGGUUAUUUUUUCGAUGGGUUGUGCGGGUGGCGAUAACUACAGUAGCCUUAUUUACAGAACUAAGGUUCAUUUCAAGACUGCUGAUGGCUCCGAAAAGUCUGUCUCACUCAUUGUCAAGUGCAUUCCAGUUGAAGGCGAUCGGGAGGUUUUCAAAAUAAUGAAUGUCUUCGGGAAGGAAGUUAUAAUGUAUUCCAAGAUCUUGCCUGUUAUUGAAAGAAUGUUGAAAUCGGUAAAUCUUUCGGGACAAAUAUGCCCAAGAUUGAUUUAUUCCCAAGAAAAUCCAAUCAACACGAUCGUUUUUCAAGAUCUCAAUGAUCUUCAUCUUGUGCUGGGAAAUCGUAAUCAUGGUUUGGAUGAGGAUCAUGCUAAGAUGGUGUUAAGAAAAAUUGGCCAAUUUCAUGCAGCCUCGAUGGUGUUUGCUCGAGAUAAUCCUGAACUUGUGUCUAUAUUCAACAAGUCAAUGUUCUGCAAGGAAGCUGAUUGUACCGUUCGAGAUUCUAUCUUUCGUGAGAAUAUUCGUGACAUGGCUGAUUUGGUGAAACUGUGGGAUGGUUUCGGUGACAUCGCUCGAAAACUGUACCAAAUCGAUGGUAGUUUUUACGAUCGCAUAGAUCGGUGUCUUAACGGGGGUGAAUCCUUCAAGGUCCUUAAUCAUGGUGAUCUUUGGGUGAACAAUUGUAUGUUCAAACACGUGAAUGGUCUUCCAAAUGACAUGUUGUUUAUCGAUUUCCAAAUGAGUUACUAUGCGAGUCCAGCAAUUGAUCUUCAUUAUUUUCUGAACACCAGCGUUCAACUUAAUGUUCUCAUUUCGAAGCGAUACAUUCUUCUAAGAACAUACUACCGAGCUUUGAAAUCAACUUUAGAAGCUUUGAAUUAUGACAAAAUUCCAAGUUGGGAAGAAUUUAAAAGCGAUCUCAGAGCAAAGGAAUUUAUUGGAUUUUGGGCAUUUGAAGCUAUAUUACCAUUGUUAUCGAUGAGCAAAGAAGCUUCGAAGGAUAAUAGUAUUGAAAGUUUCAAUAAUAAAGAAGAUUCACGUAAGAAACGUCAGGUCAUGUUUACUUCGGAUAGAUUUUUAAGCACUAUCAAAUAUUCUUUAGAUCGAUUUGAUGAAUUAAGUGUUUUAGAUUGAUAAAGUGGUGUGAUAUGUGAAGUGGUGAUAAAUGUAUUUAAUUUGAAUUUUAAUAAUUAUAUUGUAAGCGAAUAAGUUAAUAAUAUUCAAAGUAGUUUAUAAAGUGAGAUGAUAUGAUUAGAUGUAAUCUACAUGUAAAUUUAAUGAUCAAUAAACAUGCAACGUUGCAGUUGAUAAGUUUUCAGAAGUCGUAAACUAAAUGUUUAAAUUUUCGACACACGUCUAAUUAACAACUUAGUUCAUUGUUUACAUUUUUUGAUUUGGCUUGAAAUUAUCUUUUUAAAUGUACAAUAUAAAUAUUUUAAAAAAUA
Messenger RNA from Eupeodes corollae, 1751 nucleotides. RefSeq lists its product as uncharacterized. Bases 211 to 1440 code for a protein of 409 amino acids. The record is from RefSeq and is a predicted model, not a curated record. Lineage: Eukaryota; Metazoa; Arthropoda; Insecta; Diptera; Syrphidae. The transcript has 4 exons.